AUGGAGGGAAAUCAACAUGAAGAAUAUUCUCGCCAGUGGAAAAAGGCACAAGAAUUAGCGAACCAACAUUUGUUCAAAGCUCAAACGAAGCAGAAAAAGUAUUAUGAUGAAGGGACAAAAAGUGUCAAGUACAAUCCCGGCGAUCUGAUGGAGAAAAAAUUACUACUCUUUUGCAUUCUAACUACAUUGCAAACAACCCACACAAUCUUCUCGUCUGUAUGCGAUUGCAACUAUGUUAAAACACGAGGAAUUCUAGAUAUUAACUCACCAUACUAUUGCCAAAACCCCAGCACUAACCAUCAACCACGAUACCUAACAAAUUAUACGCUAAUGACUAAACAAAAUCCAGUAAAAACUUGGAAAGGAUGGACUUGCAAACAAUGGAUUAAGACAAAGAAAAUAACCGGAUCUUUCUGGAUAGGGUCUUUUGACACAGUUUAUUCACAGGAAACAAAAUUGCUCUCAGCAAUUGAAUGCUGGGAAAUGGUAAAUAAUAAAAAAUGUGGGGGUAAUCUUAUGCAGGCAGGAACAACAACGUUGAGUUUUACAUCAACUCCUACAGGGGAAGGGAAGUGGUAUGCUAUCAAAGAAUACCAUGCAUUAAAUUGUUUAGCAGAAGAGAUAACAUUAAAACAAGAGACACCAGAAAGCUUAGUGGAAAGUCCAUUUGGAUUCUUAAACACCACUCAGCAAGAAGGGGAGUAUACACAAAAUCAUAACACCAUAGUAUGGGGAGAUAGAUCAACAAAUUCAUCAAAUUCACAAAUUAUUUUUAAAGGUGAAGGGUAUAUAGAAUUAACAAACUCAAUGAUUAAUGUAAAUACUAGCCGUCUUCUUGAUAAUAACAAGCAGAUAGAAAUAACUUUCUCUAACAAACCAGAUAUAAAUAAUAAAGAAUUUGCCCAACCUGGAUUUAAAGUAGUAGGGAUGCCUUUAACAUUUCUUAUUUUUCCAAACCAAGUAAAUGUAGAUACAUGGUCUUGCAAUGAAUACGCAGAUCCAAUAGCGAGCAAAGUAAAACGGUCGACUAAUAACGAAAUUGAAUUUCUUGACAAUCGUGCUAAGAAAGAAGCUAUGGGAAAAAGACUUUACAGCAUAUCGUAUGCAUGGGGUUCGAUACGAAUUGGGACAUCCUAUAAUAACAAACGUAGAAGAAAAUGGAAUAAUGAUUAA
This is a messenger RNA of Daphnia magna, 1173 nucleotides long. RefSeq lists its product as uncharacterized. Bases 1 to 1173 code for a protein of 390 amino acids. Lineage: Eukaryota; Metazoa; Arthropoda; Branchiopoda; Diplostraca; Daphniidae. The transcript is spliced from 3 exons. The record is from RefSeq and is a predicted model, not a curated record.